This is a messenger RNA of Caenorhabditis briggsae, 3219 nucleotides long. RefSeq names its product Protein CBR-TAT-5 (gene Cbr-tat-5). Gene Ontology annotation, molecular function: ATPase-coupled intramembrane lipid carrier activity; magnesium ion binding; ATP hydrolysis activity. The transcript is spliced from 12 exons. The record is from RefSeq and is a predicted model, not a curated record. Lineage: Eukaryota; Metazoa; Nematoda; Chromadorea; Rhabditida; Rhabditidae. Bases 1 to 3219 code for a protein of 1072 amino acids. Gene Ontology annotation, cellular component: trans-Golgi network; plasma membrane; endosome. Gene Ontology annotation, biological process: endocytosis; phospholipid translocation; retrograde vesicle-mediated transport, Golgi to endoplasmic reticulum.
AUGGGAAAGAAGAGAAAGAACGACGGUGACGCACCGUCGUCGUCGUCGUCUUGUUCUCAGAAGCCAUCCACAUCUGACGACUACUCGGUCUCAUUUGUAAAGUCUGAAGAGGAUGACGUGGCGACGACGAUUCGAGAUAAGACGGCGUCGUUGAAGUCGAAUGCGACGCAUUUCUCGGCGGCGUCUGCCGCCAAGGGUGGCAUGUUAUGCUGUCGUUCUCUCUUCUCCCGCCGUCGCAUCCUCCGCUCGCGAACCGUCCGCGUCGGCUACGGUCCCGUUGGCCACGACGCCAACGUGACGUUCUCGCCGAACACGGUGUGCAAUCAGAAGUACAACAUCUUCAGUUUCGUGCCGAUCGUCCUGUUCCAACAAUUCAAAUUCUUCCUCAACCUCUAUUUUCUCCUCAUGGCAUGCUCUCAAUUCAUCCCGGCCAUUCAAAUCGGCGCCCCGAUCACCUAUUGGGGUCCGUUGGGAUUCGUUUUGACGAUAACGCUGAUUCGAGAAGCGUUUGACGAUUUCGUUCGCUAUCUGAGAGAUCGAGACUUGAAUUCGGAGAAAUACGAGAAGCUGACGCGUGAUGGGACAAGGGUGGAAGUAAGAAGUGCUGAUAUUGAGGUCGGUGACGUCAUCAUAAUGCACAAAGACCGUCGUGUGCCUGCCGACGUCGUGCUGCUGCGAACAACGGACAAGUCGGGCGCAUGCUUCAUUCGAACGGACCAACUCGACGGUGAGACGGAUUGGAAGCUGCGGAUACCGGUACCGUACACCCAGCACUUGCCUAACGAAGCUGAUAUUAUGGAGUUGAAUUGUGAGGUCUAUGCGGAGAAGCCACAAAAGGAUAUUCAUGCGUUUGUGGGAACGUUGAAGAUCACCGUCGACGAUAGUGUCCAAGAUGGCUCGCUGAACGUUGAGAAUGUACUCUGGGCGAAUACGGUAGUCGCAUCGGGAACCGCCGUCGGAAUCGUCGUCUACACUGGACGUGAAACGCGUUCUGUGAUGAAUACAACACUGCCGGAGAGCAAGGUUGGACUGCUCGAUUUGGAAGUGAACAAUUUGACGAAACUCUUGUUUAUCUUUGUGUUGAUGCUCUCCUCAGUCAUGGUUGUCAUGAAAGGCCUCGACAACCUCUGGUAUCGCUACCUGAUGCGCUUCAUCCUCCUCUUCUCCUACAUCAUCCCAAUCUCGCUCCGUGUCAACCUGGACAUGGCCAAACUGUUCUAUUCGUGGCAAAUCGGCCGCGACAAGCACAUACCGGAUACCGUAAUCCGCUCGUCGACGAUUCCCGAAGAACUGGGCAGAAUCUCGUUCUUGCUAUCGGACAAGACGGGAACACUGACGAAGAAUGAGAUGCACUUCAAGAAGAUUCACUUGGGAACCGUCGCGUUCAAUUCGGACGCGUUUGAAGAGGUGGCACAACAUGUGAAGAGUGGAUAUGCUGGUAGAAUGGCCAAACACUCAUUCGCGGCGAAACUACAAAACGCCGUGGAAGCGAUCGCUUUGUGUCAUAACGUUACACCGAUAUUUGAGAAUGGAGAAACGUCGUAUCAGGCGGCGAGCCCGGAUGAGGUCGCCCUUGUGAAAUGGACCGAAACCGUUGGCGUUCGUCUGGCCAGCCGUGAUCUUCACGCGAUGACACUCAGCGUUCAACUACCAGGCGGACAGACACUAACCAAGAAUUUCCAAAUUCUCCACGUCUUCCCAUUCACAUCGGAAACAAAACGAAUGGGAAUUAUUGUGAAGGACGAGACGACUGAUGAGGUAACCCUUCUGAUGAAAGGAGCGGACACUGUGAUGAGUGGAAUGGUACAGUACAACGAUUGGCUCGACGAGGAAUGCUCAAAUAUGGCACGAGAGGGUCUUCGGACACUGGUCGUCGCUCGAAAACCGCUAUCCCCAGCCGAGUUGGAAGCGUUCGACCGUGCGUAUCACGCGGCGAAAAUGUCGAUUUCGGAUCGUAGUCAAAAUAUGGCGAAUGUGGUGAAUCGCAUGUUGGAGAGAGAUUUGCAGUUGUUGUGUCUCACUGGUGUUGAGGAUCGGCUUCAGGACCAAGUAACAACAUCCCUCGAACUCCUCCGUAACGCUGGAAUCAAGAUUUGGAUGUUAACCGGAGACAAACUCGAAACAGCUAUCUGCAUCGCAAAGUCCUCAGGACUAUUCUCCCGUUCUGACAACAUCCACGUCUUUGGGAACGUCCACAAUCGAACCGACGCUCACAACGAGUUGAACAAUCUACGACGGAAAACCGAUGUGGCACUGGUGAUGCCUGGAUCCGCGUUGAACGUCUGUCUACAGUACUACGAGGCAGAGGUGGCCGAGUUGGUUUGCGCGUGUACGGCCGUCGUGUGCUGCCGAUGCUCACCGGAGCAGAAGGCGCAGAUCGUGCAGUUGUUGAGAAAGUAUCGAGCACCGUUGAGAGUGGCGGCGAUUGGAGAUGGAGGAAACGACGUGUCGAUGAUUCAAGCGGCCCAUGCCGGUAUCGGAAUCGACGCCAACGAGGGAAAACAAGCGUCGCUUGCCGCGGACUUCUCGAUUACACAAUUCUCGCACGUGUGUCGUCUCCUGCUGGUGCACGGACGAUUCUGCUAUAAACGAUCGUGUGCACUGUCGCAGUUUGUCAUGCAUCGCGGUCUGAUCAUCUCCACAAUGCAAGCCAUCUUCUCGUGCGUCUUCUAUUUUGCCUCCGUCUCCCUGUACCAAGGUGUCCUAAUGGUUGCCUAUUCGACAUGCUACACAAUGCUUCCCGUCUUCUCGCUGGUCGUCGAUCGUGACGUCACCGCGUCGAACGCCCUGACGUAUCCGGAGCUCUACAAGGAAUUGGGAAAAGGACGAUCGCUGUCGUAUAAGACAUUCUGCAUUUGGGUGCUGAUUUCGUUGUAUCAGGGAGCGGUUAUCAUGUACGGAGCACUGCUUGUCUUCGAUGCCGACUUCAUUCAUGUCGUUUCGAUUUCGUUCUCGGCGCUGAUUGUUACCGAAUUGAUUAUGGUUGCGAUGACGGUGCACACGUGGCAUUGGGCAAUGCUGCUGGCACAGGCUCUCUCGCUCGGCCUCUACAUGAUCUCACUGAUCGUCUUCGAUCAAUACUUUGACCGUCAAUUCGUCCUCUCAUGGGUCUUCAUCUCAAAAACCACCGCCAUCACCGCCGUCUCGUGUCUUCCGCUGUACAUUGUGAAGGCGUUGCGCCGGAAAUUCUCACCGCCAAGCUAUGCGAAAGUUAACUGA